This is a messenger RNA of Geodia barretti, 1305 nucleotides long. NCBI's taxonomy places the organism in Eukaryota, Metazoa, Porifera, Demospongiae, Tetractinellida, Geodiidae. The record is from the annotation of a GenBank genome assembly.
UUGAAAGUUCAAAUUGAAAGGUUAGACACCACGAGAGUCCGUUUGGACAUAGAGAUUCCAUCUGAAGAUGUCAAUGCAGCACUGGUGGAAACUUGUGAGUCGUUACGUACCCAAGUCUCUAUUCCCGGUUUCCGGAAAGGUCGUGUCCCUGUAGCAAUCCUCAAAUCGCGAUUCCCUGAGUAUGUCAGCAGCGAAGCUGUUCGGUAUCUUGUCGCUCCUGCCUACGAAGAUGCAAUCUAUAACGAGCAGCUCAACCCACUUACACAACCCAUUUUCACACCGCCACUUGAUGAAUUGCAAGUCAAGGAAAACGAAUCUUUCACGUUCUCAGCCACUGUAGACAUUCGACCCAGUAUUAGCCUCCCGAGUUAUGAUGAACUCGUAACCGAUAAAAACCCUGUUAACGUGCCACGUGAAGAUGUUGAUGUCUAUAUUACACGGCUACAAGCGCAAUCCGCAACUUAUGAACCGCUUGAUGUUGAACGUCCGGUCCAAGAGAAAGACUGUGUUCGAAUAGAUUGGGAAUGCUUACUCGACGGAAAUCGAGUUGAUGCUGAAUCGCGGCAAGAUGUUGAUAUAGAACUCGGCGUUGGGGCUAUACACGAAAAACUUGAGCAGGCGUUACUUGGAAUGGGGAUUGGGAAUACAAAUAACGUGGAUAUUGAAUUUCCACAAGAACACAGUGUUGCUGAGCUUGCAGGCAAAUCCGCUCAAUACGAAAUAACGCUGCACGCUAUCACGCAAAAACAUCUUCCAUCCUUAGAUGACGAGUUUGCCAAAGACCUCGGGUACGAGAACUACUCUCAACUUUAUGGGUUGAUAUGGAACAAUCUUGUUGAGGAAGAGACGAGUCUACACGUUGAUAAACAGAAAGCAGAAUUGCUGGAGCAACUCAUCGAGAAAACCGAGAUUACCAUCCCAGAUCCCUUAAUUGAUCAGUAUGUACAACAGACACUUCAGAACGUCAAACAGCAACUGACAAAUGAGCAUAGAAAUCCUGAAGAUGCUGGGAUUAACAUGGAUACCCUGCCCGAUGAACUACGUCGGGAUGUCAUUCAACAAACAAAACAGUCAUGGAUUUUCGAGACUAUUGCUGAGAAGGAAGGCAUUUCCGUAUCCGACGAUGAAUUGGAACACGAGAUUCGACGCGCUGCCGAGCAACAAAACCGAGACGCUCAAAAAUAUGCUUCUCUGCUAAAGUCAAACAAUCGAUUAGAGGAUUUCCGGGGACAGUUACAACACGAAAAAAUUUAUCAGUUCCUGAUUCACCGUGCAUCCGCCAAGCAAUCGCUCAUAAUUACCUGA